CGAGCUGUAGUGAUGGAUGGAGUGACUGUCGGACGUCCGUGUUGUGGUGUCAAGGACUGCCAGUUACCUCUUCAAUCACAACGACAUCGGUUCUGCGAGCUUCACAAGAACAAACAGUUGGUCUGCUCGGUCAUAGGCUGUCGUCAACCCUCCGAGCAUCCUCAGUUCAAGACAUGUCUUCAGCCUGCUCACCGUGUUCUGGAGAUUCUAUCAAAGCAAGAUGCAUACUUCGUUCUAACUUAA
This is a messenger RNA of Epithele typhae, 243 nucleotides long. RefSeq lists its product as uncharacterized. NCBI's taxonomy places the organism in Eukaryota, Fungi, Basidiomycota, Agaricomycetes, Polyporales, Epitheliaceae. The transcript has a single exon. The annotation marks the transcript as partial. The record is from RefSeq and is a predicted model, not a curated record.